AGCGAGGGAGCCUGCGCCUCUUCGUCCUCUUCGUCCUCUUCUUCCUCUUGUUUAUUCUCAGGAGCCGCGAGUCACCGGGUGCGCUCACUUUGUCACUGAUUUUGCCGGGACACUUGCGAGAGGCGUGCGGGGUCCUGUGGGCAUGGAGAGGAGACUGCUGUGACUGAGGAUCGGAUUGUUUCCCUGCUUUCUGGAGAAUGGAGAGUUGACGGCUUGAGAGGAACCCGACUAACAGCAGUGUGACGGGAUACGGAGGAUAAAGCUCUCUCUCCACAGUCAGGGCUUCUGAGCAUCCACUUCCAACUCACCCGACCUACUGCAGAUCAGCCGACGGGGAGACGAGUCAUGGCUGCGUAUGGGCAGACUCAGUACAGCCCGGCCCUCCAGACCGCGGGGCCGUAUGCGCCGUACACUCACCACGCGCAGGGCUACAGCAUGCCGUCUUACAACAUUAAAACAGAAGACGGCCUGAGUCACUCUCCGGGGCAGACGGGAAUACUGGGCUACUCAAACUUCAGCAGCACUCCUCCAAGUCAGAGUCUCUACAGCUACUCGCACACACACGGUGGCGGUAUUUCAUCUGGAAUUUUCCAAGGCACCCACGCGAUCUCAAGUUCGACCCCGUUCAACUCGACCCAGCAAGAGUUCUCAGCGUACUCAAGCUACAGUCCGAGUCAGUACUCUCCGUAUUAUAACUCUCAUCACUACAACAGCCCCUACCUAUCCAGCAGCAACAUCAGCCCUGCUGCCAUCACAGCUCCGUUAGCCUAUCAGCAUCCAGAACACCCCGUAAUGCUGCCCAAUCACAGCCCGGAGUCACACACAGGAGAGUACCACCCACCGCCCAGCCCCCCCACACCAGGUAAAGAGGAGGUCCCAGCACGAAGGGGGUCAGAUGGGAAGUUGAGAGGGAGGAAAAGAGUCAGUGACCCUGCUCCACCUCUGGACGCUGAUAUGGAGCGUGUGUUUAUCUGGGACCUGGAUGAAACCAUCAUCAUUUUCCAUUCGCUCCUCACGGGAACCUUCUCCUCGCGAUUUGGCAAGGACUCCUCAAAGGCCGUGUCUCUUGGUUUGUGGAUGGAGGAGAUGAUCUUCAACCUGGCCGACUCGAGACUCUUCUUCAACGACUUGGAGGAAUGUGACCAGGUCCAUAUUGAUGACGUGGCAUCGGACGACAACGGACAGGACCUGAGCACUUACAACUUUGGGUCGGACGGCUUCCAGAGCCCAGCGGGGGCCGGCUCUCUGUGCCUGGGGUCAGGAGUCCACGGAGGGGUGGACUGGAUGAGGAAGCGCUUUCGAUACCGCCGAGUGAAGGAGAUCUACAACACGUACAAGAAUAAUGUCGGAGGUUUGCUGGGCAGCCCCAAGCGAGAGGAGUGGCUACAGCUGAGGAGGGAGAUGGAGGUCCUGACCGACCUGUGGCUGACUCAAGCACUCAAAGCCUUGGCUGUCAUCAACUCGAGGCCUAACUGUGUGAAUGUGCUGGUGACCACCACCCAGCUCAUCCCGGCCCUCUCCAAGGUUCUCCUGUACGGCCUGGGCUCAGCGUUCCCCAUAGAGAACAUUUACAGUGCCACCAAGACAGGCAAGGAGAGCUGCUUCGAGCGCGUCUCUCAGCGGUUCGGCCGGAGAGCCGUGUACGUGGUGAUCGGAGACGGAGCCGAGGAAGAGUCCGUGGCCAAGAAGAAGAACAUGCCGUUCUGGAGGGUGUCCUGUCGACCCGACCUCGAGGCCCUGAGCCACGCACUGGAGCUGGACUACCUCUAGAGGGCGCCAGCUGUCGCGCUCUGCUCUUCCACCUCCAAAUCACCAGAAGCUCCUGACCUCCUGAGUGCAGCUGGAAGGUGAAGCUGCUCCCAGAAACUGAUUCAGUGUCACUUCAGGUUUUGGCACAAGGCGUUUGACCCGGGCGGACGGUUCAAAGCCAAAGGAACUGUGAGGAUUUCGAAGCGAGGCGGCAGUCUAUCCAAGACACAUGGACCCAAAGGUGCUGGACCAAAAUACAAGACCAAAGACAAAUAAGGGCCCGAUGCCUUAGAACUAACAUCAGGGAACUAUGGUUAAUACUGCAAAUAUCUUCUUCUUUUUUUUUUAAAGACCUUUUCCUUUUUAAAAAAAUUUCAGUUCAUCUCCACUUCCUAAAAAGUGUCCCACUUUUGUACACGAAGAAAAGUGAUGCACUGAAUGCAAAAAUUUUACUUCCUGUUUAUUGAACACAGUGAGUAUGCCUGCAUGGAUAAAAAGUUUCGAUUGUUGUUAGAUUGUUUGUUCUGCUGUGUUGUGAGACUAAACCCGUUUUUCCGCUGAUUAAAACCAUUUUAAAGACACAAUUGGAAACAAGACUUAAAGAUAUGAUGUCACACGCAGUAGAUUAUUGCCCUCAUUAUUAUUUUACAAGUGUUUUAUUCACGUCGGCUAAAAAAAAAGUCAGAUAAUAUUCUCCUCAUAUGUAGAGACUAUUUAAAAUAGUCUGAUUGUAUUUUACCAUUAUAAUGUGAGCUAUUUAUUAUUGGGUAAAUUUACAACACAAUGAGGUAUAAACAGUUUGGGAGCACAGCAAAAAUAAAAUAUCCCCUUCAAAGACCAAAACUAUGCUCUUGUAAAAAUGUUUUGAUAAGAAGUUGUCUUGAAGAUGUUGUACUAUAGGCCUGUGCUUGAAUCCAUACUUUAGAUUCUGGGUUGUACAUGUUAUGUGCUAACUCUUCUUUUCUCUCCCGGUGUAAUUUCCGAAUAACCUGUUUGUAAUAUAGAUGAACUGGUUGUGCAUGUGCCGAUUAUACUGCCUGUCAGCUUAGCCAUGAUUUGUAUAUAAUGCUAUAUUGUCGAUUUGUUUGUGACACAGUUAAAAUAGAUUAAUACAAAAUAAAUUAAUUGCAAUGUUGGGAAAGGUGAGUUGAAUUUUAUUUCACAGUUACUUGAGAGGGACUGAUUCUUGUUUUACAUUCAGACUGAACCUUUUCUGAGGAAAGGGCGCCCCCUUUAGGGCGGAGAACAGAACUGCAACAACAAACUAUAUUUGAGUGAGAAGAAAGAAAAGUAACAAGCCGACAGUCUAUUAUACGAUUAUGUAAUUUAUUGCAUCGGGACCGAGCAACCCAAAAAAAGUCUGUGGCACCCCCCCUUCAUAGGGUUCAUUGGACCUGGCUGGGUCUGAUGCCAUGGCCCUGCUGAUGUGCCCCGCCCACUCCUCCUCUCUACCUCCAUCUGCCUAAUGGAUUGUGGAGGUGUGGAUCGUGGUCCAUGCCUACUACCAGGGCCGGAGUGGGGCCACUUUUCAGCCCGGGAAUUUCAGGCUCAAGACCAGCCCACUUUUUUCAUGGUAGUGGAAAUUGGAUAAAUGAAGCAACAGUUCAGCUCUUACUAUCCUGUCGUUCUUUUAUUAAUACCAUGGUCCAACAAAUAAUGUAAAGGUUAAAUACAACAAUAAUAAUCCACUUAAGAUGAGAAGUUAACAAAAAAUAUGCAUAACAUUAAAAAAGGCAGAAUAGCAUAGCAGGGGUUUCAGACUCAGAUGAGGCAGUAGGCCAGAUUUGUUGGAGUGAGACCUCAUGGGGGCCGUCAUUGUCAUGGUCAUUAUAAUUUUUCUGCAUGAGUAUUAUAAAGUGGUGAUUUACUCCUUUACUACACCCACUUCUGAGCAAACAAUGCAUAUUGGUUUAUCAAGUACUGUCAUAUACUGCUCUAGAAUAUAUAACUUUAAUUAAUAUAGUUUCCUCUGUUAUCCUCUCUACCUGUCCCUGUAGUCAUGGCCUCCUCAUUGCAAAUGUCAGGCUCAUCAUUUUCAGCAGGAGACUCUUAUCUGCUGCUCCAAAGCUACAAAGAAGAAUUAAGAGUCAUAUUACUGCAUACUUCAAUAUCAACAGUAUAUAUCAAUAUUGGCAUAAUAUUUGCAAAGUCUAUGGAUCACCAUAUUUUGGGCGAUAUAAGAAGGAUAAUAUUUUAAUUCAAUUUAAUAUUUUGCUUGGGAAUUGGUUGACAACGCUACAAUGAUAUUAAUCAAGGCUACAACGUUAGCCGAAUAGUUAUGUUGCUAAUCAUUAGGCCUUUGUCUCUCUUUACCAGUUGCCACUUGUGUUUGUCCUCUUGAAAAUAAAUCUGUAAGCUUGGCACAUUUGGCAGGAUCCUCCUCCAAUGCCUUUCUUUUUUUCAACCUGGCUUUUUCAGCCCCUCCGGCCCUCUUCCUCCCGUCCAUCCUCCCUGACGCGUAUUGUUGCGGUCGGGCCGGCCCAGCUAUCCGUAGCUGAUAGAUAAAACUUUUUGGAAAAGACGGCUAAGGACCGAACCAACUCUAUUAUUUGGGAGGGGUGAACUUCCUCGCAUGGUACAACCCAUGUAGAGGCUGCGGUGUCAGAAUGCGGAACAUGUGUAGCCCACUUUAAGAGAAGAUGGACUAACGUGACAAAUGUCAACAAAUAAAAUUCUCGACCGGCCCAGAAGUGAAGCGGCCCACCGGGAACUCUCCCGAUUCUCCCGAUUACCCACCCCGGGCCUGACUACUACCAACUAUUCAGGACCGUCUUUCUUUGGCUCGAUCCCCGCCCGAGUCCAUAUGUCCCUGAGCAAGGCAGCUGUCUACGGUGUAUGAUUGAAAGUCGCUUUGGAUAAAAGCGUCAGCUAAACGUGAUGUAAUGUUCCUUCUGUCUUUUUGAAAGACAACGCACUUGAACAUCUUUUUAAUUUCUUUUCAUUUCUUUAUGUAAGAAAUGAAUUCCCUUUUUGUUUCUCUAUCUAUUGUCCUUGGCAAUUCUCAUUUCUGAGAAUCACCUUCCCACCCACCCGUUUUGUGAUCUCACAGCAGAGCCCACCCACCCCCUUCUCCAAUUCAGCCACUUCCCUGGGUGGAGGGGGGUUUCUGUGAGAUUCACAGACUUAACUCCUGCUGGAAGUCACUGCUAGUUACAGACUCUGGUUCGCUGCUCCGUGACGUCACUACUCACUAGCGACGUCACAGCACAGAACCAGAGUACAUGUCAUGUAACAAUGUUUCCAUGGUGACUGUAACGGAUCCCCUUAUUUGAAUCGGCGUGAGACUAUUACUGCUGGUGAACUUCUUUGUUUUCUUUCGGCGAAUACAAUUGAACCAAAAAAAAUUCUUAAAUACCUCCUUGUCACCACCGUAAGAGCAUUAGCCUCAUACGGGACCAUUCAAACUAUUAAAACUUUAUAUGAAAUGCGCAUCCGUCCGUAACAUUUAGCCGUACCGUCAAGUUUGAAUUUUAACAGCGCUUCCUUUUAACAUUUCAAAAUAAAAGUCCGAUUUAGCUCUAAGAGGAAGUAGAUUAAAACAUAUACAAAAUCAUUAAAACAAUACAAUAUAAAAAGGCAGACAUCAAAACCAAUAAAGCAGAUACAAAAGAAGGCAAUCAACACGAAACAAUACACCUUUUAAGGGUUAUUUUGUUUUGUUUUCACUGUAAAUUAUUUUUUACAGUCAAACAAAAUAUGACAACCCUGCUUUUUCAGGGUU
Messenger RNA from Pseudoliparis swirei, 5470 nucleotides. It is a transcript of the gene eya2, whose product is annotated as EYA transcriptional coactivator and phosphatase 2. The record is from RefSeq and is a predicted model, not a curated record. Gene Ontology annotation, biological process: negative regulation of extrinsic apoptotic signaling pathway in absence of ligand; multicellular organism development; cell differentiation. NCBI's taxonomy places the organism in Eukaryota, Metazoa, Chordata, Actinopteri, Perciformes, Liparidae. Gene Ontology annotation, cellular component: nucleus. Gene Ontology annotation, molecular function: protein tyrosine phosphatase activity.